This is a messenger RNA of Symbiodinium sp. CCMP2592, 3240 nucleotides long. The record is from the annotation of a GenBank genome assembly. Lineage: Eukaryota; Dinophyceae; Suessiales; Symbiodiniaceae.
AUGUCGCGAUUUUCCUCCAUCGAUGGUCAGCACUCGGCGCUGCGCGACCUGGAGCGACAGCGCUUGGAGAAGCUGAUGGGGCAGCUGCGCCGAGAGGUGGAGCCAAAGGCGGACAAGGCUGGCCGCCGCUUCCAGCCCCCGGGGCGGCGGAAGGAGCGGCCGAAGCCGGCACAGCCGGCACAGCCGGGCGAUGGCCGCGAUGGCCGCGAUGGGUUUGCCGGCCCCGGCUCCCGUCCGGACAGUGUGGCACCCAAGGAGCCCAAGCCGCCGGCGGUGCCAAGCGCAGAGAUGGCCUGGCUCUUGCGAGUUAGCGAGCGGUUCGACGAAGAGGCACGAGAGGUGCAUGCUUUUCUGGUCCAAAACGGCCUGGAUCAGUAUGCACCAUUGCUGGCUAAUGGGCCCGGCACGCCUGGAGCUUCCCUCGAGGCGCUGCGUUCCGCCUCCGAGGAGCUCCUGGAAGAGGCAGGCUUAGCGGCCUCGCCGAGGCGGCAUCUCCUGCAGGCCCUAAAGGGCUCUGCGGUUCAAGAAGACGCACCAGAGCCAGGUGCAAGCUUCUCGGUCUCACCCACUGAUUGCCAGCAUUGGGGUCGUCUUGGGCACUUGCCUGCGGGUUGGCAUCGAUGUUCGCGAGGAGAACAGCGUGCGCAUAUCUCCACGCUUCCAGAGCCAGUUGCUCAUGCUGAUGCAGCUGUGGGCGAUGACAGUCCGCUUCCUAUGGUGGAUGAGGAUCUGAAGGUGGGAAGCUCCCAGGUUGCCGCGCCUCCCCUGUCCGAGCGCCGGCCCCCUUCCAGCAGGGCCUCGAAACCUGUAGAGUCUGCAGAGGCUGAGCCUGCACGGCCCGACCAUGCACUAGAACACCGAAGCUCGACCUCAAGUGCACAGAAGGGCUGCUGCUACCAGUGCUUCCGGCAAGUGUACGUGGCGAGCGCGUUUCACCUCGAGCCUGAAGAGGCACCCAGCAACGCAAUCUCCGCUCUCGUGGGCUGUGAGUUCGAUGUGAGGAUCUUCUGCAGCUCCGACUGCAUGGAGCGCUUCAGACAGGCCUCCGGUCUCGGUCACCUCGGUCACCUCGGCUCUGCAAGCUCCGGCAAGUGGUUGAAUCAAGUGCAGCGCUGGAAGCCGCCGCCCAGCAUGAUGCCAGUAGACAGCCUCAGCUUUCCCAUUCCACAGUUUAUUGUCAUUGGGAAGCAGAGCGUUGGCAAGUCGCGCCUCAUCGAGGCCCUUGCUGGAGAGACCUUCAACUUCGUCUCAGGCUCUUUAGGAUCCAGGAGACCGACGGUGCUGGAGUUCCGGAAUGUUCCGGGUUUGAUGCCUUCCAGGUGGUCUGUCUUCGACGAGAAUCUCAAGAAGUGGUCAACAUAUCCGGUGCAAGAGGUGAUGAUCAUCGUCGGCAAUGCUCACGAGGCUUGUGGACAGAACGUCAGCGAAAUGCCCAUACGUGUCAAGGUGGAGGGUCAAGACUGUACAGACCUGGGACUUGUGGACCUGCCUGGAUUCAGGUCCUAUGCCAAGGACGAUGCCAUGCAGCAGCUGGCCAAAAAGAUUGACACCAUGGUGUUCAAGUUCAUGAACGAUGAGAACAACAUCAUGCUUUGUGUGGAGGAGGCUGGGGACGCCGCAGGCUUUGCCACGCUUGGGAAAGCCAAGCAAGUGGACCCAACGUACAAGCGGACAAUCCUCAUAAGGAACAAGCUCGACAAGUACUAUGGUGAUCUGACACCGGAGAACAUCAACAAAUGGUUGGAGGGCUAUGGUGACCUUCCUCAGCACUUGGCACGCUUUGCCGUGUCCUUGCCACACUGGACUGAUACGAUGCCCAAAGCGUUCGGCGAGAUGCGCAAAGAAUGCGCUGACCGAGACAUGGAAACGCUGGCGGCGAAGGGUGCAUCUGCAAAGUACAAGAUGACAAUUGGAUUUCAAAACUUCAGAAACUUCAUGGAGAUCAAGAUCCAACAACUCUUUGCGGACGCACUGGCACCAAUGCUGACCAGACUCAAAACUAUGCAGGAGGAGCACGAGAAGAAGCUGGAUGUGAUCCGGCAGGAAACAGAGACGAUCAAUGAGGACAACAUCCUUCACGCAACACGGUCAGCUGGAAUCACGUUUGCUCAAAGCUUCAUCUUCCUUAUGGAGGGCGCGCUGUCUUCCGAGCACAAUCGAAAGACCCUGGAAGAAGAGCUACGGUCGUUUCAUGAGUACUGUUCACGGACGAAGACUUUAGACGAACAGGAACUGCUUCCAGCAUUCUUUGAGGAUCUGGAUUCCUACGUUGCCUACCUUCGUGAUACGGUGAAGCUGCCUGCCAUGGAUGUGUCGCUCAACGGCGGAGCUCAGUUCCGAAGGGUGAUGUACGAGGUCGAGGUGUUCACCCGCUUCGCGGGGCUCGGCAAGAAGCUGGAGCCCGUGGAUGUCAUUCAGGCGCGAGGCUCUGGCUUGAAGGAGUGCACCUGGCAGGAUACGAUUACGCAGCUGAUGAUGCAGAAUGCGCCCACCAGAAUGCGCACAAAGACAAAGUAUGUCGGGGAGAGAUUGAAGUUCUUCUUCGGAGAGCAGAAGGAGGCCACGGUGCAGUUCAUGCUCGGGCUCACAGGUUCCCCGGAGGAGCAUAUGUUUUCGCGCUUGAUUCCCAAGCAGGCACAGGUGAUCCAGAGAAAUGACACGAUGAAACGAUGCAUAUUUGAUGCUUUCGAUGCUGCAUGUGACAAGCAUCGAAUUCGAUUUAUGCAGAUGUGGUGCGACUUUAUGGACAGCAUGUUCCAGUCGCCCCUCAUGCUGUUGAAGUCCGGCUCAAUGCCAUCAAUUGGCUCGGGUUACGAGGAGGAGAUUGCACCAACUUUUGAAUCAACGAAGGCGCGCAUCCAUCAGGAGCGAAGAGGGAGAGGUACUCUGCAGACGGCACUCAGGGAAAAAGUGAAGCAAAUCCCGGACGAAGAUGUAAUGGCGAAAGAGUCGGUCAAAAUGGUCCAAAGGAUUAUUGAACAGACCUUUGCCGUCAUUCGCAGCGUCGUUGCAGACCACAUGCAGCUGUACUCGGAGUCCUUCUUCCUUCUCCCCAUGCUGCGACGCCUUGAAGGGGUCAUGGCUGACAUGGAGCUGCAGGAGGAGGACAAAGAGAAGUACAGAGCUCGAAAGUCCGUCCUGGAAAAAGAGAAAGCGGCGUCCGAAGGUAUGCUCGCGGACCUUACCUACUGCAUCGAAGCAGUUAAGAGAUUCAAGGUCACCUACGGUGGGGGGCACUAG